UUAUACAUAAAAGAAAAAACAUACACACAAGAAUAAUUGCUUCGUAUUUGGAUGUAUAUAUUAGAAAGAAGCAAACCAAUCUCUUCUCCUCAAAACUAUUCCUACUCUCACACUCCAAAAUACCAAAAACAAAACAUUUUUUUUAAUCUUCCCACCAAUUUUUUUCUCUUUCUCUCGUUACAUUAAAUUAUCUUUAGAUGCAAGACUCUUCCUCUCACGAAUCGCAACGUAACCUCCGGUCACCGGUGCCGGAGAAAACCGGAAAGAGUUCUAAGACUAAAAAUGAGCAAAAAGGUGUUUCUAAACAACCAAAUUUUCGUGGGGUCAGAAUGAGACAAUGGGGAAAAUGGGUGUCUGAAAUUAGAGAACCAAGAAAGAAAUCAAGAAUAUGGCUCGGUACUUUCUCUACGCCGGAGAUGGCGGCGCGUGCACACGACGUGGCGGCUUUAGCCAUCAAAGGUGGCUCUGCCCACCUUAAUUUCCCGGAGCUAGCUUACCAUUUGCCGAGACCGGCUAGCGCGGACCCUAAAGACAUUCAAGAAGCCGCCGCCGCAGCAGCUGCCGUUGACUGGAAAGCACCGGAGUCUCCGUCUAGCACCGUGACGUCAUCUCCAGUCGCCGACGACGCUUUCUCCGAUCUUCCUGAUCUUUUGCUUGACGUGAAUGAUCACAACAAAAACGAUGGAUUCUGGGACUCGUUUCCGUACGAAGAUCCUUUCUUCUUGGAAAAUUACUAGAAGGCAAAUUCUUGCCGGCGAACGGAUUUUCCGGUGGUUUCCCGGUAAAUAAGAAGACGAUGUCGUUUUGUACCUUUUUUGUCUACGAUGGGAAAUUUCUUUUUUUUUUACGUGUGAGUAAAAGUUUCCGAAUGUGUGAUGUGUAAGUAAGUACAGGUUAUUUAAUUUCUUUUUUUUGUACAAAUACGUACGUCAUUACCAAAAAGUUUUCAUUUAUUGUGCUUUUAUCUUCCAAAUUCAUUAAGUGUGUGUCUUGACCCUUUAUUUUCACAUCUUUGAGUUCUGACAAAGACUCUAACUUUACUCCCAUAGAGCCGGCAAAGAAUAUAUACAUUUAGGGUUUCUUCGAAAUCUUUUUUUUUUUUGUAAACAUCUUCGACAUGUAAAUGUAAAGAUCAGUAUUUUCAUGGUUAACAUAGAUGACUUAUGACUUGUAUAGUUAUUCGUUAUGUAACCCAUCUCAAAAUCAG
Arabidopsis thaliana (thale cress) is the source of this 1207-nucleotide messenger RNA. Its product is annotated as Integrase-type DNA-binding superfamily protein. The transcript has a single exon. The coding region runs from base 198 to 737 and encodes 179 amino acids. NCBI's taxonomy places the organism in Eukaryota, Viridiplantae, Streptophyta, Magnoliopsida, Brassicales, Brassicaceae. Gene Ontology annotation, molecular function: DNA-binding transcription factor activity; DNA binding. Gene Ontology annotation, biological process: regulation of DNA-templated transcription. Gene Ontology annotation, cellular component: nucleus. The record is from RefSeq and is marked reviewed.